This is a messenger RNA of Erythranthe guttata (spotted monkey flower), 1738 nucleotides long. The record is from RefSeq and is a predicted model, not a curated record. Lineage: Eukaryota; Viridiplantae; Streptophyta; Magnoliopsida; Lamiales; Phrymaceae.
UUUAAUUUCUUGUUUUAGUGCAAAUUAAAAUGUUGAACAAAAUAAUGAAAAGAGGGCAUCGGAAGCCCUCAAAGUCCGAAUCAAUCGAGCCUCCGAUACCAACAACAUCUGCCUCCAGUGUAACAGUCAAUCAUGCAUCUCGAUUAGCUGCUGGAACACCGCCACCCGUAACUCUAGCGACCGCCCCACAGUACCCUGCCACGGUCGAAGUUUUGCCGAUGUUGAGGGAUGUUCCGAUGUCCGACCGGCAUAAUCUUUUCAUCCGUAAAUUGCAAAUCUGUUGCAUCCUCUUCAAUUUCAGCGACACGAUGAGAUCCAUUCGCGAGAGAGAAAUCAAGAGGCAAACCCUCGCGGAGCUCGUCGAAUUGGUCCAGUCGGGCUCGUGUAAAAUGAACGAGAUAAUGCAGGAGGAGUUGAUGAAGAUGAUAUCGGUCAAUAUUUUCCGGUGCUUGCCGCCUCACGAGAGUGGUGUAGACGGGGGAGACCCGGAGGAUGACGAGAUGUUCAUGGACCCUUCGUGGCCCCACUUGCAGCUCGUGUACGAGCUGCUUCUCAAAUACGUAGUGUCGUUAGAUACAGAUACAAAGAUCGCAAAGAGGUAUCUUGAUCACUCGUUUGUUCUAAAACUGCUCGAUUUGUUCGACUCGGAGGAUAUUAGAGAACGGGAGUAUUUGAAGACGAUUCUUCAUCGUAUAUACGGGAGGUUUAUGGUUCACCGACCCUUUAUAAGGAACGCAAUAAACAACAUAUUUUAUCGGUUUAUAUUCGAGACCGAGAGGUAUAAUGGGAUCGGCGAGCUUUUGGAGAUUCUUGGAAGUAUAAUAAAUGGAUUCGCAUUGCCGAUGAAAGAGGAGCAUAAGUUGUUUCUUGUACGGGCGCUUAUUCCGCUCCACAAGCCUAAGUGUAUCUCGUCGUACCAUCAACAGCUUUCGUACUGUAUAAUACAGUUUGUGGAGAAAGAUUACAGGUUGGCUGACACUGUGAUUAGAGGGGUGUUGAAAUAUUGGCCGGUUACAAACUGCGGAAAGGAAGUUCUUUUUCUUGGAGAAUUGGAGGAGAUUUUGGAGGUUACUCAAUCUGCCGAGUUUCAGCGGUGCAUGGUUCCUCUGUUUAGACAAAUUAAACGAAGCCUCAACAACUCACAUUUCCAGGUGGCGGAACGAGCUCUUUUCUGGUGGAACAACGAGCACAUAGUAGGCCUAAUUGCAGAGAACCGUCACGUUAUCUUGCCAAUAAUAUUCGAUGCAUUAGAAAAGAACAUACGAGGCCACUGGAACCAGGCAAUCAUAGGCUUAAGUUCCAAUGUAAGAAAAAUGUUCAUCGAAAUGGACAGUGAACUAUUCGAAGAGUGUCAGAGGCAAUACGAGGAAAAGGAAGCAAGAACCGGAGAAAUGGAAGAGCAACGACAGUUAACUUGGAAGAAACUCGAAGAAGUUGCUGCUCAGACUACUACACCUGGGGACAAUAUGGUCAUUGUUUAAAGAUAUAUUUAUUUGGAUUUUCUUUUUUUUUUUUUUUUUUUUUUUUUUUUAUUAUUAUAAGUGCAUAUAAACUGGAGGCAUUUAAUGUAAAGUGCAUGAAGAAUUUGUGCCUAUCAAAGAGCCUGGAAAAAAGGACUUAAUUGUACUGUUUAAAUUUUGUUUCACACUAUUAUGCUUUUUUUUUUUUUUUAAAUUAUAUUUUUAAUUCCUAAUCAUGAUAUAUGGGUGUUAUUGAUCAAGAUUUGUUUUUGGAGUUU